GAUAUCUCUAGAAUAAUGAAUAUCGGCGAUAAAUUCAUCUCUAAAUUAUUGGAUCCACAAUUACAAAGUGGAGACGUAUUCAGAGGUGAAAGAGUAUUUUCACCUAAUCCAAGAACUAUUUAUGGUGGUGAACUUAUGGCACAAGCAUUGAUGGCUGCCAGUAAAACUGUACCAGACGGCUACAGACCUAAUAGCCUACACUGUUACUUUCAUGAUCGAUCAAGUGUUUCAGAACCAAAUGAUUAUUAUGUUACCAAACUCCGUGAUGGACGUUCAUUUUGCCAUAGAUUAGUUGAAGCUUUCCCGAUAAAUAAAGACAAUGUCGUAACUCCUUACUUCCGCAUGGAUUGUUCGUUUAAAACUCCUGAAAAAGACCCAGCAUCUUUUUUGUCUUCUAUGCCAAAAGUUCCAUCGGUUGAAGAAAUUCAAGAUUUUAAUACUUAUUUAAAGUCACUUGAUCUCGAGAGUUUACCAGUGGUACCACGAGGUCGCAUACAACAGUUUCUGAAUUUUGAUGCUAAUUCGCCUAUUGAAACUAGAUUUUGUGAGCCAGAAUAUGUACUUGGCCUUAAGUCUAAUGUUGGCGGUCGAUUACAUUCUUGGAUGCGUUUAAAAGAAGCCCCAUCUAUCCCCUUGCACUCUUAUCGUGAUGCUAUGCUGGCGUAUUUAUCUGAUGCUCUUUUGUUAUGGGUUGCCCUAACUGAACCACAUCAUGUUCAUUAUUUGGUAACUUUAAAUCAAAGCAUAUGGUUUCACAAUCCAGAUAUAUGCCCUGAACCAAAUGAGUGGAUUCUUUUCGAAACACGAGCUAAUUACGUAGGUGGCGCCUUAACGCUUUCAUAUGGGGAAAUUUGGAACAAAGAAGGUCACCUUUUGGCAAGCAUGGCUCAGCAAGGCCUGAUGCGCACUCAACAGCUAAAACCAGUUUCGUCCUAUACAUCAAUGGGUGAACUUGCGAAACAACCACCGAAAUAAUUAUCCUGCAUUUUAUAGUUUUUUGAAAAAAUGGACUUAUCAUCUUCAUUAUCAGAAUCUCGAAUACACUGUGUUAACGUAUAUAUAUCUGUCAUUCCUUUUCAUCCUGGAAUAGAAAUCAUUCACCUGAAAUAUGUUUUAGUAAUACUUCAUUCACUAACUACUAUUUUGUGUAUUACUGGUUCUGUGAUUAUCUCAUCAGCAUAUCUGCGUUAUAUGUCAUAUUUGUUAUUUAUAAAUACAUGAUGCUUCAGCAUAACAUUGCUGCAAAUUUAUCUUUUAAUAAGACUAUACAUGCACUGCACUCACUUCAUGAUACA
Messenger RNA from Trichobilharzia regenti, 1295 nucleotides. Lineage: Eukaryota; Metazoa; Platyhelminthes; Trematoda; Strigeidida; Schistosomatidae. The record is from the annotation of a GenBank genome assembly.